Messenger RNA from Suillus plorans, 1008 nucleotides. RefSeq lists its product as uncharacterized. The coding region runs from base 177 to 914 and encodes 245 amino acids. The record is from RefSeq and is a predicted model, not a curated record. The transcript has a single exon. Lineage: Eukaryota; Fungi; Basidiomycota; Agaricomycetes; Boletales; Suillaceae.
AUCUCACUCGGACUCUGGAUUCAGUUUAUCAUCUAGCUCCUCCGGGGAGGUAAGUUUCUAUUGAUCCAAGACACGUGUAGUGGAGUGGCGGUCAUAAUCACCUAAACCCUGUUCUCGUUGUUCUCGAUUAAUAUAUGUGUUCUCGAGGAACUGCACGAUCCUGACAUUCGUCUGGGAUGCUUCAGGUUACUGGGACUCCCUUUGAUUUUGGGACACAGCGCUAUGAAUACCCCUUCCCUCCCACUCAAGGUACAUCAAGCGAUCCAUAUUUACCACUUUCUUCAUCAAUUACAAUCACAUCUCCAUCCAACUCCAUCUGGCCUUUGUGGCCUGCACAAGUCACAAAAUCUUUCCCUCUCACUCCUCCUCCCCCCAGAAAAGUCAGGACCCAUCCGAAGUUGCGAUCCGUGGCUGCGCGAGAACCACCCGUUCCGCCUAGCCUAGCGAAUAAACGUAGUUUCUGGAGCCUGAGCCUGCAACGCCAGGCCUCUGCAGAAAGUCAACAAAGCGACUUUAGCGACACCCAAACACGCGGCCGGAGGCUUCCUCCUGGUGGUGUGGGGUUUACCGAGGCAGACGCCUAUUCCGCGUCCGAAUCGGAAAUCACUGUGCGCCGUCGUCAGCCUUCAGCAUAUGCCGUAUAUGCUUCUGGCUCUAGGAUGGAUCCAAGUGGGGGAACAGGCAAUCAAAAUGGGUUGAUAACAUGUGGCGGUCGUGCGCCAGAAGUACCGGUUGCGGGUGGACCAGCCUCUGGUCAUGGGCCCAAUGGUGGCCAUAAUAAACUUGACGUCGGUCUUCACUCGCAUACACCGUCAGGGGCACAUUCGCUUACUGAAUAUCGUCCUAUCAGCUGCGGCCAGGGAAUGCGCCAAAUCGGGGCAAUGUACAAAACUCGUCUGUCGGCGAGGUUUUAAGAAUAGUCGCCGGUCGACGUAGGUGAUGAUUCUUUUUUGACUGAACUUUGUGACGGAUUUGACAUCAGUUUUGAAUUGGGUUUUACGCUUUUUC